AUGGAUGCCCUAGGAGACUCCUGUUUACAAGCUCGUCAACGCUUUCAAGGUCUGGAACGAAAAUUCGCCCGUAACCCUGAUCUAAAGGCAGAAUACAGUAAGUUUGUUAAGGAAUAUCUGGACCUCAACCACAUGUCGCUGGUUUCCAACGAGGUUGUACAACAAUGCAAGUACUUCCUGCCACAUCAUUGCGUUAUCAAGUGUGACAGUAGUACAACAAAAUUGAGGGUGGUUUUUGAUGGAUCUGCAACCACUACCUCAAGUUUUUCGUUAAAUGACCUACUCAUGGCAGGCCCAACUAUUCAACCGAAGCUUUUUCAUAUUCUCAUUAGAUUUCGUACUUUUCCUAUAGCACUUACUGCAGACAUCUGUAAGAUGUAUAGGUGUGUUCGCGUCACUCCACCGGACAACAUGCUCCAAUGUAUUUUGUGGCGAGAAUCUCCACAAGAAGACUUUCGCAUCUAUAAGCUCGACACGGUGACGUAUGGAACUAAGCCUGCAGCGUUUCUAGCCAUCCGAGCCAUGCACCAACUCGCAGCAGACGAAUCCGUGACUUAUCCCAUUGGAGCAGAAGCGGUAUUUCGGGACUUCUAUGUAGAUGACCUGAUAACUGGGGCCGAUUCAAUGGCAGAAGUACUCAACAUUAAACUGCAAACAACUAGCCUUCUUACCCGAGGAAGCUUCAAGUUACGCAAAUGGUGCUCUAAUAGUCCUGAGAUCCUUCGUGAUAUUCCUGACGUAGACAAGGAAAAGUUUCUUAAGCUUGACGAUGGCAGUGACAUCACCAAAGCACUGGGGCUUGUCUGGGACCCGCACAAGGACAAAUUGCUAUUUUCAUUUGGACCACAAAGAGAAUUCGGAAAAAACUCCAAACGCUCUGCUUUGUCUACACUAGCUCGAUGUUACGAUCCCCUUGGACUAAUGGGGCCACGCUGA
Molecule: messenger RNA, 936 nt
Organism: Anastrepha obliqua
Lineage: Eukaryota; Metazoa; Arthropoda; Insecta; Diptera; Tephritidae
Exons: 1
Coding region: 1-936 (311 amino acids)
Source: RefSeq, a predicted model, not a curated record